AUGUCCAUUUUUCCGUAUGUCUACCACAUGGUAGAGGCAUUCAAGGUGACAGAUAAUGAUCGCAAAAUCGCUCUCUAUGCCGGCCUGAUCACAUCCUCGUUUACUUUCGCAGAAUUCUCGGCAGGCAUGUUCUGGGGUCGGAUGAGCGACAAGAUUGGUCGAAAGCCUGUUUUGAUUAUGGGUCUGAUUGGAACAGCUAUCAGCAUGAUUGUUUUCGGAUUCGCUCCGAAUCUGCCAACCGCCAUGAUUGCUCGAGCGCUUGGGGGUCUCCUCAACGGAAACAUCGGAGUUCUUCAAACGACGGUUGCGGAGAUCGUGACUGUCAAGGAACAUCAACCUCGGGCUUACUCGAUCAUGCCAUUUGUUUGGUGCUUGGGGUCGAUCAUAGGACCAGCUAUGGGUGGUGCGUUGGCACAGCCCUGCCAGAAUUAUCCCGGGUUGUUCCAGCGCCAUACAAUUUUCGACAGCUUCCCAUUUCUGCUGCCCAACCUCGUCUGUGUUGUCGUCCUGGUCUUUGGGGUUAUCGUCGGCUUCUUGUUCCUUGAGGAGACUCAUCCGGAGAAACGAUACCGCCGUGACCCUGGUCUCGAGCUGGGCAACUGGCUCGUCGCCCAAUGCUCGGGCUCCCGCGUGCAACUGACAGAGGAUAACACGGACAUCAAAGUGGAAGCCAACGAAGCUGACUAUUUCGACUACGGCGAUGUCCCCCCACCAGAGUACAGAAGCACUGAAACCUCACCUCAGCUGGCCCCGGUCAAGAAUGUGGGUGCUCUCUCAGAUGAUGACGACAUUGAGGGUCAGGUCAAAGGCGAACAAUGCGGGACACCUAAAGCUUUCACAAAGCAGGUGGUCUUCAACAUCAUCGCGUAUGGUAUUCUUGCCUACCACAGCGUCUCCUUUGAUCAACUUAUGCCCGUUUUUCUCAGCACCCCUAAAUCCGACGGUAACGUCGUCCUGCCGUUCAAAUUCACCGGGGGACUUGGUCUUCCCACCAAGACGAUCGGUUUUAUGCUCGCAGUACAAGGCGUUUACUCUAUGAUUGCCCAACUUUGGCUGUUUCCUUUCGUCGUUCGCCAUUUUGGAACACUGCGAACCUUCCGAUUCGUUCUGCUCGUUUGGCCACCACUCUACUUGCUCGUGCCAUACCUCGUCCUCCUGCCUUCAAUACUGCAGACAGCAGCAGUCUACUUGGCUCUCAUCUGCAAAAUUACUUUGCACGUCAUUGCGUUUCCCUCUACUGCUAUUUUGCUUGCCAAUGCUGCUCCAUCUUCCAAGGUUCUCGGUUCGAUCAACGGUGCUGCCGCCUCGACUGCGAGUCUCAGUCGCGCCUUGGGACCAACAAUCACGGGUCUGUUGCACUCCAAGGGCCUCGAAAGCGGCUAUUCGAUUAUCGCAUGGUGGGCCUGUGGCAUCGUUUGCGUUACCGGUACCAUCCAAAGCUUCUGGAUGGAGGAGAGCGAGCCGCGGAGAGACACCGAGAAGGCUGGCAACAGUGACUCGAGUGCAGGAAACCCUAUGCGGAGCUCCUUCACUGCAGGCAAAGAGUAUGCCACACCCGAAGAGGAACGCAGACUGCUCUCUUCUACGCGGACAAGUGUCGAUGAUUUGGACAUUGCCAACCUGGAUUUGACGCAAGUCGAACCAGCAAGCCGGUCGAAUCAAUUUGCAUUUGCCGAGGACUGA
This is a messenger RNA of Aspergillus pseudoviridinutans, 1683 nucleotides long. RefSeq lists its product as uncharacterized. Gene Ontology annotation, biological process: transmembrane transport. Gene Ontology annotation, molecular function: transmembrane transporter activity. The transcript is spliced from 2 exons. Bases 1 to 1683 code for a protein of 560 amino acids. The record is from RefSeq and is a predicted model, not a curated record. NCBI's taxonomy places the organism in Eukaryota, Fungi, Ascomycota, Eurotiomycetes, Eurotiales, Aspergillaceae.